AUGGCUCAGAGAGGAGUUCAGCUGGAGAAAAUCUCCUGUUCCAUCUGCUUGGAUUUACUGAAGGAUCCGGUGACGAUUCCCUGUGGACACAGCUACUGCAUGAACUGCAUUAAAGGCCACUGGGAUGGAGAAGAUCGGAUGGAAGUCCACAGCUGCCCUCAGUGCAGGAAAGAGUUCAUACCAAGGCCUGGACUGGAGAAAAGCAUCAUGUUAGCAGAGUUGGUGGAAGAUCUGAAAGAGAUUGGACUCCAAGCUGCUCCAGCUGAUCACUGCUAUGCUGGACCUGAAGAUGUGGCCUGUGAUGUCUGCACUGGGAGGAAGAUGAAAGCUGUCAAGACAUGUCUGGUCUGUAUGGCCUCUUAUUGUGAGAAUCACCUUCAACCUCACUAUGAAUCUUCUACUUUUAAAAAACACAAAAUUGUUGACGUGUCUGCUAAACUUAAGCAGAGCAUCUGCUCUCGUCAUGGUGAGGUGAUGAAGAUCUUCUGUCGUACUGAUCAGCAGUGUAUCUGUUAUUGCUGCACUAUGGAUGAACAUAAAUACCAUGCAACAGUCCCAGCUGAAGCAGGAAGAGCUGAGAAGCAGAGGAAGCUCCAGGUGAGUCGACAACAAAUCUACCAGAGAAUCCAGGACCGAGAAAAUGAUGUGGAACUGCUUCAACAGGAGGUGGAGGCCAUCAAUGUCUCUGCUGAUAAAGCAGUGGAGGACAGUGAGGAGAUCUUCACUGAGCUGAUCCGGCUCCUCCAGGAAAGAAGCUCUGAUGUGAAGCAGGAGAUCAGAUACCAGCAGGAAACUGAAGUGAGUCGAGUCAAAGAUGUUCAGGAGAAGCUGGAGCAGGAGAUCAGUGAGCUGAAGAGGAAAGACGCUGAGCUGGAGCAGCUCUCACACACAGAGGAUCACACCCAGUUUCUCCUCAACUACCCCUCACUGCCAGCACUCAGGGAGUCGACACACUCAUCCAGCGUCAAGAUCCGUCCUCUGAGACACUUUGAGGACGUGACAGCAGCUGUGUUAGAGCUUAGAGAUAUAAUAGACGAUGUCCUGAGAGACACGUGGACAAACAUUUCACUGGCAAUCACUGAAGUAGAUACUUUUCUCUCAGUAGAGAAUUCCAGUAGACCAAGGAUCUGCCUCCUGUUCGAUCUGUUUAGAUAUUUACACCUGAGCUCAAAUCAGUUGCUGCUGUUGUUUCUGAGAGCUGAAAUGGCACAGAGAAGACUUCACCAAGACCAAGGUAACUUGUCUUGUUCCAUCUGCUUAGAUGUACUGAAGGAUCCGGUGACUAUUCCCUGUGGACACAACUACUGUAUGAACUGUAUUAAACAAUACUGGAAUGAAGAAUGUCAGAGGAGAAACUACAGCUGCCCUCAAUGCAGAAAAACAUUUAAACAAAGGCCUGUUCUGGAGAAAAGCAUCAUGUUAGCUGCUUUAGUGGAGGAUCUGAAGAAGACUGGACUACAAGAUGCUCCAGCUGAUCACUGCUAUGCUGGACCUGAAGAUGUAGCCUGUGAUGUUUGUACUGAGAGGAAAGCUGUCAAGUCCUGUCUGGUCUGUUCAGUUUCUUACUGUGAGAAUCACCUGCAACCUCACUUUGACGUUCCUGGAUUGAACAAACACAAGCUGGUGAAUCCCUCCAAGAACCUCCAGGAGAAUAUCUGCUCUCAUCAUGAGGAGGUGAUGAAGAUCUUCUGUCGCACUGAUCAGCAGUGUAUCUGUUAUCUCUGCUUAAUGAAUGAACAUAAAGAUCAUGAAACAGUCCCAGGUGCAGCAGAAAGAGCUCAGAAGCAGAAAAAGCUCCAGGAGAGUCGACAACAAAUCCAUCAGAGAAUCCAGGACAGAGACAAAGAUGUGAAKCUGCUUCAACAGGAGGUGGAGGCCAUCAAUGUCUCUGCUGAUAAAGCAGUGGAGGACAGUGAGGAGAUCUUCACUGAGCUGAUCCGUCUCCUCCAGGAAAGAAGCUCUGAUGUGAAGCAGCAGAUCAGAUCCCAGCAGGAAACUGAAGUGAGUCGAGUCAAAGAUGUUCAGGAGAAGCUGGAGCAGGAGAUCAGUGAGCUGAAGAGGAAAGACGCUGAGCUGGAGCAGCUCUCACACACAGAGGAUCACACCCAGUUUCUCCUCAACUACCCCUCACUGCCAGCACUCAGGGAGUCGACACACUCAUCCAGCAUCAACAUCCGUCCUCUGAGACACUUUGAGGACGUGACAGCAGCUGUGUCAGAGCUCAGAGACAAACUACAGGACGUCCUGAGAGACACAUGGAGAAACAUCGAACUGGCAAUAACUAAAGUGGAUUAUUUACUGUCAGAACCAGAACCAAAGACCAGAACUGGGUUCUUAAAAUAUUCACGAAAAAUCACUCUGGAUCCAAACACAGCAGAGAGAUUUUUGUUUUUAUCUGAGGGGAACAGAAAAGUAACAUUAAUGAACCAAGAACAAGAUUAUCCUGAUCAUCCAGACAGAUUCACUGUUUAUAAUCAGAUCCUGAGUACAGAGAGUCUGACUGGACGUUGUUACUGGGAGGUGGAGUGGAGAGGAGGAGGAGCCGUAGCUGUUUCAUACAAGAACAUCAACAAAGCUGAAGGAUUUGGAUUAAAUGACCUAUCUUGGUCAUUACUCUGUGACAUAAACAGUUACAGAUUUUAUCACAACAGAAUUCAAACUUUAGUAUCAGGUCCAGUUUCCUCCAGAAUAGGAGUGUAUCUGGAUCACACAGCAGGUAUUCUGUGUUUUUACAACGUCUCUAAAACCAUGUCCUCUGUGAUCCACAGACUCCAGACCAGAUUCACUCAGCCGCUACAUGCUGGGGUUUAUGUUUAUUAUGCUUCUUCUGCUGAGUUUUUUAAACCAACUGUGAUUUGAGGUGUAGUCGGUUAAUAUGUGUAUAAUAGUUUGAGUUUCUUUGGUCUCCAUAGUUGUGAUUACAGCUCACUGUUGUGAUUUUUUUUCACUGCUUAGAGAUCAGUUGUCUCCAUGGAGCUACUUUGAUUUUGUUGGUUUUGGAGUUUGUUUCUGUUCAGCCAUGGAGAUUCUCACUACUCAGGAAGAUUUUGAGUCAAGAAAGUUAUUAUAUUUACAUUUGUUGCUUUGUCUAACCAAAUGUUGCUAUCGUUCAAAUCCAUUUACUGGAAACUGUAGUUAUCAUGAUCAUCAUUUGUCAAGACAUAAUUUUAUUGGACAAACAUCAGAUUCUGAAUCAAACUGUAGACAUUUUUUAUUUC
Molecule: messenger RNA, 3218 nt
Organism: Poecilia reticulata (guppy)
Lineage: Eukaryota; Metazoa; Chordata; Actinopteri; Cyprinodontiformes; Poeciliidae
Product: tripartite motif-containing protein 16-like
Molecular function (GO): zinc ion binding; protein binding
Source: RefSeq, a predicted model, not a curated record